AUGACACGCUUGGUGCCGGUUCAUGCAACAAUGACCUCGGCUGAGACCGCGGUGCACUUCAUUGACAUAGUGUUUCGCUAUCACGGUUUACCGGACGACAUUGUCUCGGACCGUGAUCCUCGCUUCACAUUUGCGUUCUGGACCUCAUUGUUUAAGAUUCUUGACACGAAGCUGCAGAUAUCGACGGCCGUUCAUCCGGAAACGGAUGGGCAUCCAGAGCGGGUCAACCGGGUCCUCGAAGAUGUUCUUCGAAGUUAUGCUACUUCCUUCACAUGUUGGAGUGCGUUCUUGCCACUCGCUGAGUUUUCAAUCAACCACGCUAUUCACGAGUCAACAGGGUUGACGCCAUUCUUUGCGAAUUCAUCUCGUCACCCUCGAGUUCCUGCUCUUCGUGCCGUAAAUCAUCUCACGGAUCUUCGUGUAUCCGCUCUGGAGGGGGGUGAAAGUGACAAUUAA
Molecule: messenger RNA, 456 nt
Organism: Peronospora matthiolae
Lineage: Eukaryota; Oomycota; Peronosporomycetes; Peronosporales; Peronosporaceae
Source: the annotation of a GenBank genome assembly